This is a messenger RNA of Neltuma alba, 1619 nucleotides long. RefSeq lists its product as uncharacterized. The transcript is spliced from 6 exons. The record is from RefSeq and is a predicted model, not a curated record. Bases 200 to 1207 code for a protein of 335 amino acids. Lineage: Eukaryota; Viridiplantae; Streptophyta; Magnoliopsida; Fabales; Fabaceae.
AAGCGGAGCCUAAUCCACUUCCAGUCUUCCACUCUCCAGCCUUCGGUCGGGUCUUCUGAGCUCUGUGUGUCAUCUCUCGCAGUCUUCGUUGCCAACUAGCUUACUAGAAUGACAUAGGGCAUUGCAGCGUUCUAACAACAAGUGGAGGGCCUCUCUUGAGCCAGAAGACAAUCAUUUAGCCUCUUCCAGUUUUACGACUAUGAUAGCUAAAGCCAAUCUCAUCUCCUGUAACUUCUCCACUUUACCAUCUCUUGCUCUCAACAAACCAAAAUCGAAAAUUCCACUUCAAACCCACUAUUCUCAACUCCGAAUUCUUGCAUUUAAAUCAACAGCAGCAUCGGUUAACGUAUUCAAACCUCUUGAUGUUAAAACCUCGCUAUGUUCGUUUCAAAGUAAGAGUCGUCUCUUCAUCUGUCAGAGUUCCUUGAACCGGCAGAAUUUGGAAGAUCCCGACUUGAGGAAAGAAAGUGAGCUUGGCGGGAAUGGAAAUGGCGGGGACGGAAGGGAUUGGACGACGUCCAUUUUGCUUUUCAUGUUGUGGGGUGGACUCAUAUACUAUGUUUCCUUUCUCGCUCCAAACCAAACCCCGACACUGGAUAUGUACUUCUUGAAAAAGCUCCUGAACUUGAUAGGAGAUGACGGUUUUAGAAUGAAUGAAGUGAUUGUAUCAUUGUGGUACGUAAUGGGCUUGUGGCCCUUGGUGUAUGCCAUGAUGCUGCUUCCUACGGGAAGAAGCUCGAAAAGCAAUAUUCCUGUUUGGCCCUUCCUACUACUUUCAUGUUUUGGUGGCGCAUAUGCUCUUCUCCCCUAUUUUGUACUUUGGAAACCACCAUCGCCUCGUGUUGAAGAAAGUGAGCUUAGAACCUUGCCAUUGAAUGUUCUGGAAUCAAAAGUAACUGCUGGGAUCUUACUUGCUGCAGGACUAGCCAUCAUCGCAUAUGCGGGUUUAGCUGGUGGGGCACUCUGGAAAGAAUUUUUUCAGUACUUCAGGGGAAGCAAAUUUAUCCAUAUCAUGUCCAUUGAUUUUAUUCUGCUUUCUUCAUUUGCUCCAUUUUGGGUUUACAAUGAUAUGACUGCUCGGAAAUGGUUUGACAAAGGUUCUUGGCUUCUUCCUCUGUCGCUGGUACCAUUUCUGGGUCCUGCUUUAUACGUUUUCCUUAGGCCGUCGCUGUCAGAAAUCGCCAGUCCUACAGCUGAGGCAGAGUAAAGUCGACUUGUCACAAGUCUGUGUGGUUACUGCCAAUGGAAGGGAUUACUCAUUUUUCAUGCUGCAAGAAUUGAAGAUGAUGGUGAUUCUGUGAAGCAUGAUUCAGAAAAGCCAGUGUCUUUCUACACAGCACACAACAGAGUUCCAGCAGCUUACACCACCUGAUGAGAUUCAAUGCUAAUCUCUGAUCAAAUAGAAGCAGCGGGCUUGCCUGGUUUUGUUCAGUUCUUUGAGAAUCAAAUUGAUCAAGUCAAGACCUCCUCUCGUAAUCUUUUCAUCAUGAUAGAGAAUAAAACCAGAAGCAAGUCAUAUAUAGAUGAAGUGCAAGUUUUGCUUCUAUGAAGAGCAUUUUUCUCAAACCAAAUUUACCCACUAUCCCUAAAAGAUAAAAUAUUUAUUUUCUUCUAUUUUU